Molecule: messenger RNA, 4938 nt
Organism: Megalobrama amblycephala (Wuchang bream)
Lineage: Eukaryota; Metazoa; Chordata; Actinopteri; Cypriniformes; Xenocyprididae
Gene: angpt2a
Product: angiopoietin 2a
Exons: 9
Coding region: 108-1586 (492 amino acids)
Biological process (GO): Tie signaling pathway
Molecular function (GO): receptor tyrosine kinase binding
Source: RefSeq, a predicted model, not a curated record
UGGAUGUAGAGACUUAGAGUCUUCAUUCUUCAAACAUCCACCCUCUAAUAAGAGAGAAACAAAGAUAUUUACUUAGAUAGAAGUAGUAUUACAUAUUUUCAACAAAUAUGCUGAACAUCGGCAUACUAUUUCUAAUUUAUUGCCUUAGUGCUGGGGAAGCAUUUACAACCAAUUCAGAUGCAACAGGAAAGAAGCAGUACCAGAUCCAGAACGGGCCAUGCACCUACACUUUUCUGCUGCCAGAACCACAGAACUGUGAAGGUCCUUCAAGCACCUACACCAACCAAGUGCAACGAGAUGACCUGGUUGACUACGACAGCUCAGUCCAAAGAAUGGAACAACUAGAGACCAUCAUGGAGAACAACACGCAAUGGCUGCAAAAGCUGGAGAACUAUAUCCAGGAGAACCUCAAACAAGACAUGGCCCAUAUUCAAAAUGAUGUGGUGCAAAACCACACAAUGACCAUGAUCAAGAUUGGGACCAGCCUUCUGAGUCAAACAGCAGAGCAAACACGGAAAAUCACUACUGUUGAAGCACAGGUAAUUAACCAAACAACUCGACUUGAACGUCAGCUUCUUGAGAACUCCAUUUCAACCAGCAAACUGGAAAAUAAAAUUCUGCAGCAGAUAAAUGAAAUCCACAAGCUGAAUGAAAAGAACAGUUUUCUGGAAAAACGAGUGGAGGACAUUGAAGGUAACAGAAAUACUGAGCUAGAAAACUUGAAAGUGGAGAAGGAACAGCUCAAGAAGCUGGUGGAGAAGCAGACUAGCAUCAUAAAAGAGAUGGAGCAACAACUGCUCCGCACCUCCUCUGAUAAUUCAGCCAUGAAGCAGCAGCAGCAGCAGCUGACAAAUACAGUCAACAACCUAAUUCACACCAUCUCUGUGGGUAAGCAAGGUAGCAAUUCUGCAAUGAUGCAGGAUGAUCCAGAUCAGUUCAAUGACUGUGCUGCAGUCUUCAAGUUAGGGAACAAGGAAAGCGGGGUCUACUCAUUGACCAUACCUGAUACAAAACAGCAGUUCAAGGCCUACUGUGACAUGGAAACAGAUGGAGGUGGAUGGACUGUAAUACAGAAGCGCUUCAAUGGCCUUGUUGAUUUUCAUCAAACAUGGAAAAAUUACACAAUGGGGUUUGGAGACAUCUUGGGUGAACACUGGUUGGGGAAUGAAAUCAUCUCCAAGUUAACACAAGAAAAACAACACGUCCUCAGGAUAGAUCUGACAGACUGGGAGGGGAAUACAGCCUUUUCAAAAUAUGAGCAGUUCUCCCUUGAUGGAGAGAAGCAGAAUUACAGGAUACACCUCAGCAGCUACAGUGGAACAGCGGGUAGAACCAGUAGCAUGGGACAGCCAGGAAGUGAUUUCAGCACAAAAGAUGUAGACAAUGACAAAUGUAUUUGUAAAUGUUCACAAAUGCUCUCAGGAGGUUGGUGGUUUGAUGCCUGUGGACCAUCCAAUCUCAAUGGAGUAUACUACCAGCAGGGACAGAACACUAAUCGUUUCAAUGGCAUCAAAUGGUACUACUGGAAAGGUUCGGCAUAUUCACUAAAGGCCACGACAAUGAUGAUAAGACCAUCAAACUUCUGAGCCUCUAGUCUUAAGGCACAAUGAUUAUUGAUGUCACUGCUUUCCUAUCCUAUAGAGAAAAAUUUGGUGGAGAGGUGUGAUCUUCAUGCACUUCUAAUACAGGACUUCUAAUUAGAAGAUAAAGCACUUGAAAAAAAAACGUUUGUUACAGUGUCAAAUAGCUAAUUCAGUGAACAAGAAAACACGACAUGCAACGUUUUUAAAAUGGAACUUCUUCAAGGGACUUGGAUUUUGUUCAAAUAGAUGUAUUAAUACGUAUUUUUAAUUGAACUGCUGUAAAGGGGACAUACAUCUGUAAACUGAAGUACCUUGAUGCGUCACAGGAUUUCCUUAACUAUUCAUGUAGAUAAGUGGAAUCAGAACAACUUAGUGUGCUUAUUUUAUUUGUAAAUAUCAAAUUAUUUCCAAAAAUUAUAAUAUUGAUAUACUGUCAAAUAUAACCAUGGUACAAGAGUGAGUUAAAUGCAUAAAGCUGAGGAGGUUCUUUACACGUCUUACAAAUUGUUACUCUUUUAAACUGUUGUUUACACAUGGUUUAGUGCUUUGGACCUUCUUGUAGAUAUCUUAACUGUGGGCAUUUGUUGACAGUUGAUCAAACUCCACAGCAUUUCUUAAAGGGUCCCUCUUUUGCAAAAUGCAAAAGUCCCAUUUACAUGAUUUUUGAACCAUUUUUUGUCCACCGUGUGGACAACCACCCUAUAACAUUAAAAAUCCACCCACUCCUUUUUUAUAUUACCCCAAAAUCAAAAAUAUUGUCUCUAUUUUUUUGUUUUCUCUACUCAUUGUGACUUCACAAUGGAACAGGUCCCACCCAUGACUGGUGACGGGCUUUUCCCAAUUAGCAUAAAUCCUCCCGAGUAAACUGCAGUCCGCCAUGCUUGGCCCUGUCCAAAAUGGCACCCUAAACACUCGUGGUCUUCCAAGGAGUUUACACUUUCGUGUUGUAACGCCGCAUUAACAGUUGUGUAAAUGUCUGCUGGUACCAGUUUCUCUGUAUAUGACCAAGCGCUCUAUUUGAGCAAUGCUAUUAACAUCUCAUACCAUCUGUAAACUCUUGCGUCAACAAUGCAAUGACUGAUACAUUUGUAUUACAUUCCAACGAGCUUUGUUACCAGCUACACUGUGGAAAAUGAAACCAUAACCAUACCAGCUGGGCCAAAUUGACACAGAAUGGAACGGUUAAGCAAUGAGAAUGGCUUGGCCCGAUGGUGGAAAAAUGGCUUAAUUGUUCUGUUGUUGAUUAACAAUGAACAUAAGUGUUCAGCAAUUGAGCUACUGAAGACGCAUUGGAGUAGUUUUAUUUUUGAAGGGAAUGAGUGGGAAAAAAUUUUGCUAGACUGCUCAUAAAUGCAAAUGAGCAGCAGCUUAUUUGCAUUUAAAGAUACACAGUACAAACAGCAUGUUUUCGCUUCCACCCAAAAGGGGGCAUUUAAGGCAUUGUAUAAUAAAUUAUCUGUGGGGUAUUUUGAGCUGACACUUCACAGACAAAUUCUGUGGACACCUGAGACUUUUAUUACUUCUUGUAAAAAGGGGCAUAAUAGGUCUCCUUUGAAGGGCAAGUUUACCCAAAAAUUAAAAUGAAGGGUUCUUUGCUCUUAACCUUUAAAUGAUAAAAAGGUCCAAUAUAAAGAGAAAGAACCCUUUGGCACAAAGUUUGGGCUAAACAAUGCUUAAUGCACAAAUUUACAUUCUUUAACAUUAUUGUACAUUACAUUUGUGUUUUUAUUCUAAUUUAAUUUUUUCCUUUUUUUUUUUUUUGGACAGACAUUUCUCAUUGCGAAGAAAAUAACUUAAAUAUACAAUGUACCGAUACACAUUUAGGUUAAACAGAUUAAUUAGAAAAUAACUGUCAGAUUAUCCUAAUGUUACGUCUGACCAUUCCUGUACUAAUCUCUUUAAAUUGACAGGUUCAUCUAAUUAAUUAAUGCACACUAUACCAGUCUGCCAUUUAUCUGCAAACUAACAUGCAUGAUUCCUAAAAAGACUUGUUUCGGAUUUUGUCAUAAUUAUGACGUAAUAGUGCAACGAAGGAUAGUGAGAUGAGAAGGAGAGAAGAGAAAUACAGCAUCACUGGACUGAAAAUAACAUUACCUUCCAAAGGAUCCAAAUGCUAAGAAAGUGGUUAUUUAUUUUCAACUAUGUAAAUGACGAGAGCAUUAUUUGUGUGCUUGGUACAUUUUACUGUGGAUUCUUUGGUAAAUCAGUCACAAUUUUGGUGCAAGCUUUUCAAACAGUCUUUUACUAUAAGAUAUGGACCCGACAGUAAUGCCACAACAUGUAGUAAGUAACUGUGUUAAUUCUAAUGCCUAAUCUGUGAUCAGUAGUUUCUGAUAUGUUCAUAUACAGUUAAGCCCGUUCACAUAUCACAUCUUCUGUUUGCUCAAAUUCGUUAUUUUAAAUGUAGACUCAUUUAAAAUAACGGCUACAAUACUCAUCGCUGCAACCUUUCAUGCGAUGGGAGUAGAUCUAAACUGAAGUUUUACAUUGAAGUCUUACAGCAGACACGUCCCUUCCAUCAGAGUGUUCAAAUCAGAGGGCUAAAAUCAGGGUAGAAAAUUGCCUUUUAUUUCUAAAUUGACAAUUUUUAAAAAAAUUAUCCCAACAUAAGUGCACCUUAGGAGACAUUAUGCCAUUUCAUUACCUACACGAGAGAGACGGGUGCAUCAGCGAGGGAGACAAACUUGCUGAAAGAGACCUAGUGCGCACAAGAGAGACAGAAAUCUUUUCUUAAAUUUGUUAUAUUGCUAUGCAUUUUCAUUCAGUUUUACAGUAAUUGUACGCAGCAAUGCUGCAAUUUCUUUGGCAAGACAAAUUUACAAAUGUUGCAAGAAUAUGAUUUUGUAUUCCUCACUUUACAUCAAAUCGCACAGCGAAUACAAACACUAAACUCAAUAUGCAAACCUGUAAUAAAUAAUAGGGAUGUGACGAGAUCUUGUGCCACAAGAUCUCACGAGAUUAAAAUGUAUUGAGAUUUCUCGUCGAGGUGAGAAACUGUCUCGCGAUAUUGCUAUGAUGGAGUGUGAGGGUGAAAUUAGGAUAGAAUAUGCCACCGCUACAUUUACAUUAUGCCUCCACUGUCGUUUUGCUUUUUAUAGAAACAAAAACCAUUUAAGUCAGUUGGAUAAUGGUCGCUUCAAUUCCAUCCAGCUCAUCCAACAUGAGCAGCAAAGUCGUACACAGUGCAGCAGGAACCAGAGUUCACUGCAUGACAAUGAUCACGUGUGUAUCGUGUUUAUUUUCACACCUUCAGUUCCACUAAUGCUGACAAAUCUGUAUUUUUAUAACAGUUAAAGCUCUUUUCAUGUAGUCGCAAUGUAAUAUUGUGUCAUGUUUAUCAAAAUAAAAAUGAUAA